AUGCUCGAAUCUAAUAUUAGAUCUGCGCGCCCGAACCGCGUCUCCUGGCGGACUUUCGUCGGCUUGAGAUCACGGGAGCCGGGGGAAGGGGAAGGACAGGGGGGAGGGGAAGCGGAAAAAAUAAUUGCCGCCACAGGGCAUCACCGCAGCAUCUUGAACAAGCGGGCGCGCGGAAGAUCCCGCCAGCUGGGUGCAGGCGCAACCGAAGGCGCAGGAAGUUCCGCUCACCGGGGUAGGUUCCGCGCAAGAGGGGGGAUGCAAGACGACGCAUGGCAAGCAGGGGGGUGGGGAGAAGAGAACAGCCGUAGCAGCGGAGGCAGCAGUGGAGGCGGGGCUUUUGGCGGCCUCCGCGACCCCGUGCAGGCGCUAAGCGGCGCGCGCCCAUCGUCCGCGGAGUCGGACUCUCUCCCCGCGGACUUGCGCGACCGGGCGCUCUCCGCGGUAGAGGCGCUCGUGGCGGAACCUGGGCGGGCGGCUGGUGGAAAUCAAGGCGGCGGAAGCGGAAGGGAGAGGUACGGCCGGGUGACUGUGGGUGACGUGGCGGCGCGCAGCGGCUUGAAAGUAGGCGACACGGAAAAGGCGCUAAAGGCUUUUGCGGCGGACGGGGAAGGAUUUCUAGAGGUAUCGGACGAGGGCGACGUGCUGUACGUGCUGCCGCGCAACCUGCGCGCGCUCAUCGCGCAGCGCUCCCUGCGCAUGCGCCUCGCGCCCAUGGCGGCGCAGGCCAAGGCAGCAGCGGGGUAUGUGAUGCGAGUGUCGUUUGGCACGGCCCUGGUGGCAUCAGUGGUGGUCGUCUACACAUCCAUCUUCGUCCUCAUGACCUCCGCCCAGGCGGACAGCGACGAGAGGAGGGGGAGGUGGAGAGUCCACUACCACCGCUACCGAGGCCCAACGUUUUUCUUCAACAUUGCUGAUCUGCUCUGGUACUGGGAUCCGGGGUACCACCGCCGCGUGCGCAGCGAGCUGCAGCAGCGGGAGAUGAGCUUCCUUGAGUCUGUGUUCUCCUUCGUAUUCGGUGAUGGAGACCCCAAUGAUGGCAGGGAGCAGCACAGAUGGACUCUGAUAGGAGAGGUGAUCAGCAGCAGAGGCGGGGUGGUGGCAGCACAGGAGAUCGCACCGUACCUUGAUCUGCCAGAGGACUUGUCAAACGAGGCCUACAUGCUGCCGGUGCUACAGCGAUUCCAAGGCACUCCUUCUGUGGACGAUCAGGGACACAUAUUGUAUGCAUUCCCUAUGCUCCAGCGCACAGCAGAACAGCAUGCCACCCGCACUCCCUCAUACUCCAACUCUCGUGCGCCUGCUCCUAUCUUCGUUGAAAACACCUGGUCCUUCAGUGACGCUCCCCCCACCAAGCGAGCGUUGGCAGUGGGGCUGGGAAUCGUCAACGUGGUCGGCGUGCUAAUACUCUCCACCAUGCUCAGGAACCCAGCCAUUAUUCGGAAGGCAGGGCUUCCCUUAGUCUCCACGAUACAACGCCUCAUACCUGCACUCCAGGCCUAUUCGGUGGCAUUCUUUGUCAUUCCCUUGUGCCGCUGGGCGUUCCUCAGCUCCACCAACUCGGCUAUUGAGACUCGCAACCAGAGGAGAAGAGAGAGCGCACACAUCCUCUCCCAUCCCUCGCCGCACAUCCGAAAGAAGGGCUCGCUUCCCAAACCUCUCGUUUCACCCUCGAACCCUACUUUGCUGUCUCAUCCCCUCGGCUCCCGUCGUCCCAUCAUGGCGGCCUCUCUCGCGUCCUCCUUCGCGUCCUCCGUCAGGCUUGCGCCUGCCUCCUCCUUCCUCUCGGGGGAGCGCAUUCAGCAGUCGUCAGCUGUUUCCGGCUCGACUCCCGCAGCCGUUAGCGCCAGCCCCGUCGUCCGCGUCGUGGCCGUGCGUAAAAUCCAAGGGACCGUCGUGUCGACCGCUAACGACAAGACGGCCGCGGUCGAGGUGAAGCGCAUUUACCCGCAUAAGCUGUACAAGAAGCGGAUCGCCUCCGUGAAGCGGUACCAGGCGCACGACCCGGAGAACCAGUGCCGCGUGGGUGACUUCGUGACUCUUGCCAAGGCAACCGUCGUCGGACCUUCCGCCUCUUCAGUCGGAGGCCGCCGCCCAGGCGUAAACGUGAGAUGA
Messenger RNA from Closterium sp. Naga37s-1, 2112 nucleotides. NCBI's taxonomy places the organism in Eukaryota, Viridiplantae, Streptophyta, Zygnematophyceae, Desmidiales, Closteriaceae. The record is from the annotation of a GenBank genome assembly.